AUGACAUUCAAACUCCCUGGAGUCUGCCUGAUCACUGGUGCUGCCUCAGGAAUUGGCAGGGGAGCUGCUAUUACUCUUGCGCAAGAAGGGUGCUCUAGGCUUUUUCUUGUCGAUAUUGAUCUUGAAGGUCUACAGGAGUCAAAAAAUCAACUCCAACAUGUCAGCAGCACAGCUAGAGUGGAGGUUCUGAAGGUUGAUAUCGCGAGUGAAUCAUCCGUCAAACGUAUGAUUGACGAGUGUGUAUCAAAAUUCGGGCGACUAGACUACGCUCUGAAUAUCGCAGGCGUUGUUCCACAACGAACUCCUAUUGCUGAUGUCAAGAUUGAAACAUAUGAUAAGGUCAUCGCGAUCAACCAGUACGGAACAUGGCUGUGCCAUCAAGCCGAGAUCAAACAAAUGAUGAAACAGGAGCCUUUGGAAGGAUAUGGUGACACACGAGGAAGCAUUGUUACAGUAUCUUCACUCUCAGGGAUCAAUGCUUCGAGCGGAAUGUCAACCUAUUGUGCAUCGAAGCAUUCGAUAGUUGGUUUCGCAAAGACGGAUGCGCAGGACUAUGGCCCACAUGGCAUCCGUGUGAACGUCAUAUGUCCUGGAAUGAUUGAUACAGAUCUUUUUCGAGCCACGAGUCCCCCAGAUGCCCCUGCUGCAUUAGCAGCAAUAACACCUGUACGGCGUCUGGGGAAGCCAUCUGAUGUCGCAUGGCUGGCUGCAUUCUUGUGCAGUGCGGAGUCGAGUUUCAUCCACGGAGCCGUGAUACCAUGUGAUGGAGGGCUUUCGCUCCGAAGAGGUGUCAUAUAG
This is a messenger RNA of Exophiala bonariae, 798 nucleotides long. RefSeq lists its product as uncharacterized. The record is from RefSeq and is a predicted model, not a curated record. NCBI's taxonomy places the organism in Eukaryota, Fungi, Ascomycota, Eurotiomycetes, Chaetothyriales, Herpotrichiellaceae. The transcript is spliced from 3 exons. The coding region runs from base 1 to 798 and encodes 265 amino acids.